Messenger RNA from Chanos chanos (milkfish), 16896 nucleotides. It is a transcript of the gene hmcn1, whose product is annotated as hemicentin 1. The transcript is spliced from 107 exons. Bases 1 to 16896 code for a protein of 5631 amino acids. Gene Ontology annotation, molecular function: axon guidance receptor activity; calcium ion binding. The record is from RefSeq and is a predicted model, not a curated record. Gene Ontology annotation, cellular component: plasma membrane; neuronal cell body; axon. NCBI's taxonomy places the organism in Eukaryota, Metazoa, Chordata, Actinopteri, Gonorynchiformes, Chanidae. Gene Ontology annotation, biological process: synapse organization; homophilic cell-cell adhesion.
AUGGACUGCAGACGUUUUCCUCUGUUGCUUUUGCAGAUAUUGCUGUGUACAGUUCUUUCUGCCGCUCAGGAAAAGAGCGGAGAUGGAAAAAGCGAACAGAUCCCUGAAGGAGCGUCUACUUUAGCGUUUGUCUUUGAUGUCACCGGUUCCAUGUACGACGAUCUGGUGCAAGUGAUAGAAGGCGCAUCGAAGAUCUUAGAGACGUCUUUGAGUCGACCCAAGAGGCCCCUGUACAAUUUUGCCCUGGUCCCAUUCCAUGAUCCAGAAAUUGGACCGGUUACCAUAACGACAGAUCCAAAAAAGUUCCAGUAUGAACUGAGGGAGCUGUAUGUGCAAGGAGGUGGGGACUGUCCCGAAAUGAGCAUCGGUGCCAUAAAAAUCGCCCUGGAGAUAUCGCUACCCGGGUCCUUCAUUUAUGUCUUUACCGAUGCCCGCUCAAAAGACUAUAAACUGACGCACGAGGUCCUUCAGCUUAUCCAGCAGAAACAGUCUCAGGUGGUGUUUGUCCUCACGGGUGACUGUGAUGACCGAUCUCACAUUGGUUAUAAAGUCUAUGAGGAAAUCGCUUCAACCAGCUCUGGCCAGGUCUUCCAUCUGGACAAGAAACAAGUCAAUGAGGUGCUGAAAUGGGUUGAAGAGGCAGUGCAGUCCUCUAAAGUUCACCUGCUGUCCACUGACCAUUACAACGGGGUGACCAACACCUGGCAGAUCCCGUUUGACCCCAGCCUGAAGGAGGUGACUGUCGCUCUGAGCGGGCCGGCUCCGGAAAUCGAGAUACGCAACCCAAAGGGAAAACUAAUAGGGAAUAGAGAUGGUCUGACCGAGCUCCUUCACAUUCCUAACUCUGCUGUGGUUGUCAAUGUCAAAGAUCCAGAACCUGGAAUGUGGUCCAUCAAGACGGCCAGCGAGGGCAGGCACUCAGUCCGAAUCUCCGGCCUCAGCACAAUUGAUUUCAGAGCCGGGUUCUCCAGGAAGCAAACCCUAGACUUCAAGAUGACCUCCAGCAGGCCAGUUCAAGGCAUCCCCACUUUCAUUCUGCUCAACACCACCGGUCUUUCUCCCCCUGCGCGUCCCGACCGUCUGGAGUUGCUAAGCAUCACUGGAGAUGUGGUGAAAACGCUGCCCAUCCGUUACUUCCCAGACCGCAAACCCUACGGCAUCUGGAACAUCACCGAGUUCGUGCCGCCCAACGAGGCUUUCUUCCUGCGGGUCACAGGUUACGACCGAGAUGGCUUCCUCUUCCAGAGAGUGUCCAGCGUCUCUUUCUCCAGCAUUGUUCCGGAGGCUCCUAAAGUGACUAUGCCCCCUAACACCCCGGGGUAUUACCUGCAGAAAGGGGGAAUCACCUGCCAGGUGGACAGUCUGAUACCUUACACUGUGCGUUUCGUUAGGGAGGGUGUCCGUCUGGGGGUCGACCAGCUCUUCAGAGAGUCAUCCACUGCAUCAUGGGAAAUAGCCCAGGUGUCUCUGAAAGAUGAGGGUUUCUAUGAGUGUAUUGCCAUCAGCAGUGCUGGAACUGGGCGUGCCCAAACCUUCCUGGAUGUCUCAGAGCCCCCUCCGGCGAUCACCGUUCCCGCCAACGUGACGGCAUCUCCGGGCGCCCGGGCUGUGUUGACCUGUUUGGUGGCCAGCACGGUGCGAUUUAAUCUGACUUGGCAGCGUGGCGACGUGGACGCCCGUCUGGACCCCAGAAUCCGUGUCAGUGCCAACCUCUCUCUGGAGAUCCACCAUGUCACCCCCGACGAUGCUGGCUGGUACGUCUGCAUCGCAGCCAACGAGGGUGGAGUGUCUGCUUCACGCGUCUACCUCAUCAUACAAGAGCCUCCAGUGGUGUCUGUAGAGCCACGAAACCAGACCUUCCGGACGGAUCAAGAGGCAAGGAUCCAGUGCUCGGCUAAAGGCUACCCCUCACCGACGAUUGUGUGGACCCAUAACGACAUGUUCAUCAUGGGAUCCAGCAGGCACCGGAUGACCCCUGACGGGACGCUGGUCAUCAGGAACCUGGUUCAGAAGGAUGCUGGAUCAUACGGAUGCUUGGCCAGUAAUGAGGCGGGAACAGACACGCAGGCAGCUCUCCUAACCUACAUCGAAUCCCCACAGAUUUCAAUUCCCCAGACCGAACUGCUGAUUGGUCUAGGACAAACAGUCGUCAUGGAAUGCUCGACCACUGGGGUUCCAAAGCCACAGCUCCUGUGGUACAAAGGGGACUUGCAGCUGAAGCCAUCUGCCUUUGUGAGUAUGGAUUCUCUGAGAGGAACUCUCAGUAUCAGUGAGGCUCAGGACAUGGAUGCAGGAGACUACACAUGUGUGGCAGUAAAUCUGGCUGGCACUGCGCAGGGAAAGAUCACGCUGGACGUUGGCUCGGCACCUAGGUUCACGCGGGAGCCCUCUGACGUGUCCGCGGACAUCGGCUCUAACGUCACUCUGCCGUGCCACGCCCAGGGCCACCCCCAGCCCCAGGUCGCCUGGAGACGAGAGGACAACGCGCCGCUCCUCUCCGGUCGCCACGGUCACAGCACUGUCACGCAGAAUAGGGCUGGAGACCUCUCGAUCACCAAUUUGUGGGUGGAGGAUGAAACAACUUAUAUUUGUGAGGCUCUGAAUCAGUUUGGCAAAAUCCAAGCCAAGGCCAAAAUCACAAUUACAGGGCUGGUAUCUCCAGUCAUAGCUUUGAGCCCUGCAGUAGUGAGUGUGGUAGAAGACCAGCAGGUCACUCUGCCCUGUGUGCUGCUGGCUGGAAACCCUCUACCUGAGAGACACUGGCUCCAUGACAACGGACUGGUAACCUCAGGUCCGUAUGUGACUAUUCGGAGGGAUGGCAGUCUGCAUAUAGAGCGUGUGCGUCUGCAGGACGGGGGAGAUUACACCUGCCUGGCUGAAAAUGUAGCCGGGUCCAGUAACCGCACCACUACUGUCAAUAUCUAUGUAAUGCCCAGUAUCCAGCAUGGCCCUCAGGUUUUCAGUACCAUUGAAGGAACACCCAUCUCUCUUCCAUGCCGUGCCAAUGGAGUCCCUAAACCGGACAUCACCUGGUCCAAGCGAGGGGAGCUCUUGGACCUGAGUGGUCCGGCCUUUUCUCGGGCUGAAGAUGGCAGUCUGUACAUCUCCUCUCCCAGCAGUGAGGAGUCAGGAGAGUUUGUGUGCACGGCCACCAACACUGCUGGAUACAGCUCCAGGAAGGUCCAGCUCACCGUUUAUGUGAGGCCCAGACUGAGUGGAGCAGGCGUCAGUGGGCAGGGCACUGUGCUAGACCCAGUGGAGGUGUCAGUGACCGUUGGUGAUGACAUCAUCCUGCCGUGUGAGGUCCAGAGUGUCCCCCCUCCCACCAUCACCUGGGCCAAAGAGAGACAACUCAUAUCGCCUUUCUCCCCCAGACACACACAGCUGCCCUCUGGCUCUAUGAAGAUUCUGGAGACCCGUGUGUCUGACGCUGGCAUGUACCUGUGUGUGGCCACAAACAUUGCCGGAAACUUCUCUCAGGCAGUCAAACUCAGCGUGCAUGUUCCGCCCAGUAUCCGUCCAGGUCCUCGAGUGAUGAAGGUACAGGUGGAUCAUCCCAUUGACCUGCCAUGUGUGGCCCAGGGGGUUCCGGAACCUUCUGUCACCUGGCUGAAGGACAGCGCCGCCCUGCUGGUGGAUGGGGCUCAGUAUCGCACCUCCCCCGAUGGGACUUUGACGGUUAGCCGGGUGGGGUUGACCGACGAGGGCGUGUACACGUGUGUGGCCAGCAACAUUGCCGGGCGUGAUGAAACUAACAUCCAGCUGCAGGUCCAGGUGCCUCCCGUGGUAGAGGUGUCAGAACCGCCAUUCAACAGUCCCCUGCAGGAGAGAGUGGCCAACCAGCGCAUUGCUUUCCCUUGCCCCGCCAAAGGCACUCCUAAGCCUGUGAUAAAGUGGUUAAGAAAUGGUCAGGAGCUGACAGGGAAUGAGCCAGGCAUUUCUAUCCUGGAGGACGGGACUCUGCUCAUCUUAGCCUCGGUGUCCCCACUGGACAACGGAGAGUACGUCUGUACGGCCGUCAACGAUGCCGGCACCACCGAGAAGAAAUACCAGCUCAAAGUCAACGUGCCACCUGAUGUACGUGACAACGGGUUACCAUCCAACGUCUCCGUGGUGAUGAACCAGCCCACCAAUCUGGUGUGUGAUGUCACAGGAAGUCCUGCCCCUGUCAUUACCUGGUACAAGGAUGGAAUUCCGGUGAUUCCCAGCAGUAACGUGCAGAUCCUACAGAAAGGCAAGACCCUCAGGUUACACAAAACAGCGACCGCGGAGGCUGGACGCUACAGCUGCACCGCCAUCAACGUCGCAGGAAGUGUGGACAGAGACUUCUAUGUGGAUGUACUGGUUCCUCCCAGCAUCACCGGGGCAGGAGCAUCUCGAGACCUCUCAGCCCUGCUAAACCAAGAGGUUACGCUUGAGUGCAAGGUCGAAGGUGUGCCCUUUCCCACAAUUCAGUGGUACAAAGACCGGAAACUGGUGUUUCUGGGUGAUCCUAAUAUUGAGGUAUCAAACCGGGGUCAGGUGCUGAAGAUAAAGAGCGCUCGUCUUGGUGAUCAGGCUCGUUACCAGUGCAGCGUCACCAACGCUGCUGGAAAACAGUCCAGAGACUUCAAUCUCAGCGUGUAUGUGCCUCCCAGUAUAAAGGGCGGUAACGUGACGUCAGAGGUGACGGCUCUGCUGGAAAACACGGUGACUCUGGAGUGUGAAGCCAGGGGCGUCCCCUUCCCAACAGUCACUUGGUUUAAGAACGGGGAGCCGGUUCUCUCCAGUCGACAGGCCCAGUACGUGGACCGCGGUCAGUUCCUGAAGAUCCCAAAGGCUCAAGUGUCUGAUGUCGGCAAUUACACAUGCAGAGUCAGCAGCGUGGCCGGCACCGCGGACAAGUCUUACAAACUGGAUGUUUACGUUCCUCCCUCCAUCACAGGAGGUACAGACAGCCCCACAGAGAAGAGAGUGGUUCUCAGUAAGGCUCUGAUUUUGGAAUGUGAGGCAGGGGGUCACCCUCCCCCAUCUCUGACCUGGCUGAAGGACGGUUCUCCAGUCAAGGCCGGGGAAAAUCUGAGGAUCCUAGAGAAGGGACGGAAAGUCGAGAUCCUUAACGCCAUUCCGUCAGACGCCGGGCGAUAUGUGUGUGUGGCGACGAGCAUCGCCGGCGAGAAAGAGAUCAAAUACGACGUUAGUGUGUUAGUGCCCCCGGUGAUAGAGGGUGCAGACGAGAGCACAGACGCCACGGUCGUCAUCAACGGCAUCCUGGAGCUGGAGUGUCAUGUCACAGGCACACCCACACCUGCAAUCACAUGGCUGAAGAAUGGACAGCCGGUGAGGCAGGGUGACGGGCUGAGGAUUGUGGGUAACGGUCGGACCCUGGUUGUGUCACGCGCUCAGGUCUCAGACACAGCCACUUUUCAGUGUGUGGCCACCAACGAAGCCGGCGAACAGGAGAGAGAGUUCAACGUAGUAGUCCACGUCCCUCCAUCCAUCCGCUCCACGGGUCAUCCAGAGCGCUCAGUGGUCCUCCACAAGCCCAUAAGCCUUCAGUGCGUGGCCAAUGGGAUCCCUGCUCCCAGCAUUACCUGGCUCAAAGAUGGCCGCCCGGUGGACACCAGUCAGGAGUUCCUCAAGCUGGAGUCUGCCGGCAGGGUGCUUCAAAUUAAAGCCGCCAGAGCUGAGGAUGCUGGGAAAUAUACAUGUGUGGCAACAAACGCAGCAGGAGAGGCCCAGCAGCAUAUCCGCCUGAGUGUCCACGAACCUCCUAGCAUCCCAUCAGCUGGAGAGAUCAUUAAUCAAACCAUCCUGGCUGGUUACCAAAUCCAGUUUAAGUGUAAGGCAACAGGAAGUCCAUUGCCAGCCAUAACCUGGUAUAAGGACGGUCGUCCGUUGACUGGAGCAGCGGGAGUGACUCUUCUAAACCGUGGUCAGGUGCUGGAGAUCGACCGUGCUCAGGUGUCAGAUGCUGGACUCUACAGGUGUGUGGCUGUCAAUGUGGCUGGAUCUGCUGAACUCACGCACAGCCUGCAGGUGUACGUUCCUCCGUCCAUCUCCAGUAAGGGUGGCAUGGUGACAGUGGUGGUGAAUGGCCCAGUCAGGCUGGAGUGUGAGGCCACAGGUCUGCCCAUGCCCAGCCUGACCUGGCUGAAAGACGGCAGCCCAGUGGCCAGCCUCUCGGACGGCAUCCAGGUGUUGUCUGGUGGCAGGACUCUGAUGUUCAGUAGCGCUCAGGUCAGUGACACAGGCCGCUAUACCUGUGUGGCUGUAAAUGCUGGAGGGGAACAGCAGCGAGAAUUUGACUUGCGUGUUUACGUUCCGCCUAACAUCAUGGGUGAAGAGAUGAAUGUCACUGUCCUGAUUGGACGUUCAGUGGAGCUGCGUUGUCAGAGCGACGCCAUCCCCCCACCUGUUCUGAGCUGGCGAAAAGACGGACGCCCGCUCUACCGGAAGCCGGGACUGACCGUGUCUGAGGAUGGCAGCGUGCUGAAGAUUAACAGUGCUCAGAUCCAGGACACAGGCAGGUACACAUGUGAGGCUACCAACGUUGCCGGGAAAAAGGAGAAAAACUACAAUCUGAAUGUGUGGGUUCCUCCCGGUAUCCGUGGGUCAGAGGAGGUGUCUCCCCUGACAGUGGUUGAGGGAAGCCUUAUCACUCUGGUCUGUGAGUCCAGUGGCAUUCCCCCUCCCAGCCUCAGCUGGAGAAAGGAUGGCUCGGAUCUGAAGGGAGACUCUCGUGUGCGUGUUCUCUCUGGCGGUCGGCAGCUGCAGAUCUCCAGCGCUGAGAGUUCAGACUCUGCCUCUUACACCUGCCUGGCCUCCAGCCCAGCCGGCAACGCCAUGAAAGAGUACACCCUACAGGUCUACGUUCGCCCUUCCAUCAGACACAGCGGUGGGGCCGCGCGUGAGCAGUCCGGGGAGGUGACUGUGACCCGCGGAGGUGACGUGACUCUGCAGUGCGAGGCUGAAGGUGUUCCGCGCCCGGCGGUCACCUGGCUGAAGGAUGGCAGACCCCUGACCGGGGGCCGCGGGGCCCGGGUGCUUAACGAGGGCAGGCUGCUGCGGAUCGCGGACGCCCAGGUGUCAGACACAGGCAGAUACACCUGCGUGGCCGUCAACGUGGCAGGACAGGCCGACCACAGGCACGACGUUACUGUUCACGUCCCUCCCAGUAUAAGUGGCCAAACACAGUUGCCUGAGAAUGUGAGUGUUGUGGUGAAGAACCCUGUAGCUCUCACCUGUGAAGCUUCUGGAAUUCCACUCCCUUCCAUCACCUGGCUUAAAGAUGGUCGGCCAAUCAGCACGUCUGGUUCCGUCAGGAUCAUUUCAGGUGGGCGGAGCUUACGUCUGAUGCACGCCGCAGUAGAGGAUGCUGGGAGAUAUACCUGUGUUGUGUCCAACGCUGCUGGAGAGGAACGGAAGAACUUUGACCUGGAGAUUCUCGUUCCACCAAGUAUAGUGGAUGAGGGGACAGUGAAGGACGUGAAGGUGAAAGAGAAGCAGAACGUGACCCUGGUCUGUGAGGUCACCGGGAACCCAGUGCCAGAGAUCAGGUGGCUGAAGGAUGGACAGCCAAUCACAGAGGAGGAACGGUUGACGGUAAUGUCACAUGGGCGGUUCCUGCAGAUCACAGGUGCCCAGGUGGCAGACACGGGCAGGUACAGCUGCCUGGCAUCCAACAGCGCUGGAGACAGGAGCCGACAUUUCAACCUCAACGUAUUAGUCUCCCCCACCAUCGCUGGUUCGGGUCCAGAAGGUUCCGCUGAGGACGUGACGGUGACUCUAAACAGUCCCACGUCUCUGGUGUGUGAAGCUCAGUCCUACCCCCCAGCCAUCAUCACCUGGCUGAAAGACGGCACACCGUUCGAGUCCAGUCGCAACGUUCGGGUUCUGCCAGGGGGGCGCACUUUACAGAUCCUGAAUGCACAGGAAGAGGAUGCUGGGAGAUAUACCUGUGUGGCCACCAACGAAGCAGGCGAGACCCUGAAGCAUUACGAGGUCAAAGUUUACAUUCCUCCUGUCAUAAAUAAGAAUGAUGUCCCUGGUGAGGGGCUGGCUCCUAAAGAAGUCAAGAUUAAAGUCAACAACACACUGACACUGGAGUGUGAGGCCCAGGCUAUCCCUACACCAACUCUCAUCUGGUACAAAGAUGGACAGAUUCUGAAAGCUGAUGAGCAUAUCAGAAUAACGGCAAACGGGCGUAUUCUCCAGAUUAAGCAGGCUCAGGUGUCAGACACGGGCCGUUACACAUGCGUAGCUGCCAACGUCGCCGGGGAGGACGAGAAGGAUUUUGAUGUAAAUAUACAAGUUCCUCCCAGCUUCCAGAGGCCGGGGAGUUACGGGAACUCAGGUUCGACCCCGGGGGAGGUAAAGGAUGUGAUUCUGAACAAUCCCAUUUCUCUGUACUGUGAGACCAACGCUGUGCCCCCGCCCACCCUCACAUGGUACAAAGACGGACGACCCCUGGCCUCCAGCGAGAAAGUCCUCAUUCUGCCAGGAGGGCGAGUGCUCCAGAUUCCCAGAGCUCAAGCGGAGGAUGCCGGGAGAUACACGUGUGUGGCGGUGAACGAGGCCGGAGAAGACUCUAUCCAGUAUGACGUCAAAGUGUUGUUGCCCCCCUCUGUCCGGGGUGCAGAUGGGGAGCCUGAUGAGGUAAUAGUUUUGGUGAAUAAGACCACUCUACUGGAGUGCCAGGUGGAUGGAAGCCCUACACCCAAACUCUCCUGGCUGAAAGACGCCCAACCCCUCACUCCUGACAGCACACACAGACUACUGUCCAAUGGCAGAACACUACAGGUUAUGAAUGCUCAGGUGACAGACACUGGACGCUACGUGUGCGUGGCUGAAAACGUAGCAGGCAGCGCAGAGAAAUCCUUCAACCUUAAUGUACAUGUGCCUCCCUCUAUAGUGGGUGCGAGUGUGGAGAAUGUGACAGUGGUGGUGAAUAACUUUAUAUCUCUGAGCUGUGAGGCCACAGGUUUCCCCCCGCCCACCCUCAGCUGGCUGAAAGACAGACGACCUGUACAGGCCAACUCAAACGCGCUCAUCAUGCCAGGUGGAAGGACUCUCCAGAUACAGAAAGCGAAAAUGGCUGAUGGUGGGAGAUACAGCUGUGUGGCUAUCAACCCAGCGGGAGAGGCCCAGAAACUCAUUUACCUCACUGUGUUCGUGCCCCCCAGUAUCAGAGACAGUGGGGGGGACUCCCCCGUGGUGGUGAGUGUCCGUGUGGGAAACUCCAUCACUCUAGAAUGUGAGUCUAAUGCUGUACCCCCACCAACCAUUACCUGGUAUAAGAAUGGACGCCCCGUUACCGAGACGACCAACCUGCGGAUCCUCGCCGACGGACAGAUGCUAGAGCUGAAGGGAGCUGAGGUCUCUGAUACAGGGCAGUAUGUCUGCAAAGCCACCAACAUCGCUGGUCAGGUGGACAAGAACUUCCAUCUCAAUAUCUAUGUGCCGCCCAGUAUAGAUGGAGCAGCGGAAGAGCGCGUGGUGGAGACCAUCAGUAACCCCGUCACCUUUGCCUGUGACGUCUCAGGCAUUCCCCCGCCUACCAUCACCUGGCUGAAAAACGGCAGAGCUAUCGAGAAUUCCGAGUCUCUCGAGAUGCAUAUCCUGUCCGGCGGCAGUAAGCUGCGGAUUGCACGUUCUCAGCUCUCUGACAGUGGCGCCUACACCUGUGUGGCCUCCAACAUAGAGGGCAAAGCCCAAAAGAGCUACCAUCUCACAAUAAACGUCCCGCCCAACAUCGCUGGGUCAGAGCUGCCCAGUGAGGUGAGUGUGCUGCUGAAUGACAGUGUCCAGCUGGUUUGCACAGCACAAGGGACUCCACCUCCUACCAUUAAUUGGCUGAAGGAUGGGAAAGCCUUGAGUAGAGCUGACCUGAAAAACAUCAGAAUAAGUCCAGAUGGCAGCACUCUGACAGUGACCAGAGCAGACACCUCAGACAGUGGGAAAUACACAUGUGUGGCCACUAACACAGCAGGGGAGGAAGACAGGAUCUUCAACCUUAACGUUUAUGUGCCUCCAGUGAUCCAGGGCAUCGGUGAGGGAGCCGUGGAGUUGACCGCGGUGUUGGACAGCUCUGUGAAUAUAGAGUGUGUGGCGACUGGAUCUCCUCCUCCACAGCUGAACUGGUUGAGGAACGGCCUCCCUCUACCCGUGUCCUCCCACUUACGCCUCCUCUCCGCCGGACAGGUGCUCCGGAUCGCACGGGCUCAGGUAUCAGAUGGAGGCAGCUACACCUGUGUGGCUUCCAACAGAGCUGGAGUGGACAACAGACACUUCAACCUACAGGUGUAUGUUCCUCCCAGUCUGGAUGGAGCAGGCGGUUCUGAGGAUGUCACUGUAGUGAAGGGGAACAUGAUGUCUUUAGUGUGUAUUUCCGACGGGACGCCCACGCCGACUAUGUCUUGGCUGAAGGAAGGAACAGCUGUGUCUGUGGACAACCAUCUCACUCUCCUAAACCAGGGCACCACUCUUCAGAUCUCUCAGGCCAGAGUCAGCGACACAGGACGCUACACCUGCCUGGCCUCCAACGAGGCGGGAGAAGCCAGUCGGCAUUUCAACCUCAAAGUGUUAGAUCCUCCUCAGAUAAACGGCUCGGGCGUGCCCGCCGAGGUGUCGGUGGUGGUGAAUAACGUGCUGGAGCUGGUGUGUGAGGCGUCUGGCAUCCCUGUUCCCUCCCUCACCUGGAUGAAGGACGGGAGACCCCUGCCUCAGACGGACAGCCUGCGCCUGCUCCGGGGAGGAGAGGUCCUGAGAGUCGCCUCUGCCCAGGUGGAGGACACUGGGAGGUACACGUGUCUGGCAUCCAGUCCCGCUGGAGAUGAUGAUAAGGAGUUCCUAGUCAGAGUCCAUGUUCCACCCAACAUUGCUGGAGAAAGUGGUGUGCAGGAUGUGUCAGUUCUGCAGAACAGACAGGUGACCCUGGAGUGCAAGUCUGAUGCCGUCCCACCCCCGACACUCACCUGGCUUAAAGACAAAGCUCCGCUCAAGACAUCCCCGCGCGUGAGAGUUCUCUCCAACGGCCGUUACCUGCAAAUCAACAACGCUGAGCUGGGAGACGGGGCACGGUACACCUGUGUGGCGAGCAAUGUUGCCGGGGAAACCAGACGGCAUUUCAAUCUGUCUGUCAAUGUGCCCCCCACUAUAAAGGACGGCCCUCAGUCAGUGUCUGUCCACAUUGAGCAGUCAGUGGUGCUAGAGUGUGUAGUCAGUGGAGUGCCAACGCCAAGGGUUACCUGGAGAAAACAUGGGGCUGUACUGGCAGGCAACAACCCCAGGUACAGUUUUACAGAGGACGGCUCUCUCCGCAUCAACUCAGCUCAGGUGACUGACACAGGCCGUUACCUAUGCAUGGCCACUAACCAGGCAGGCACACAACGAAGGACAGUCGAUCUACAGGUAUACGUGCCCCCAUCCAUUGCCAAAGGUCCCAACAACAUCACAGUGACCGUGAAUGUUCAGACCACCCUGUCCUGCGAAGCCACGGGUAUCCCAAAACCCACGGUCAGCUGGACCAAAAACGGCCGAGCACUCAAUAUGGAUCAGAACCAGAAUAUGUACAGGUUACUGUCGUCAGGGUCCCUGGUUGUCAUAGCGCCCACCGUGGAGGACACCGCCCUGUAUGAAUGUGUUGUGUCUAAUGAAGCAGGCAAGGAGAGUAGAGCUAUUCAGCUCACUGUGCACGUUCCUCCUUCCAUCGCAGAUGAGGCCACGGAGCUGGUUGUGAGUAGGCUGUCCCCGGUGGUUAUUGGCUGUACUGCAUCUGGAGUGCCAGAUCCGGUCCUACACUGGAGCAAGGAUGGACAGAGGCUAUUGAAAAGUGGAAAGGGCUUUAAGAUACUUCCCUCAGGUCCUCUUGAGAUCGCGUCUGCGGAGCUGACUCAUUCUGGUCGCUACACGUGCGUUGCCAGGAACGCGGCUGGCUCCGCCCAUCGACAUGUUCAGCUCACCGUGCAGGAGCCCCCCGUAAUCCAGGCCCACCCAUCCGUGGUCGACGUCAUCCUGAACAAUCACGUGACUCUGCCGUGUAAAGCUACGGGGUCUCCGCGCCCGACCAUCACCUGGCAGAAAGAGGGCAUCAGCAUCCUUACCACAGGCACUGGUUUCACAGUGCUCCCCAAUGGAGCUCUACAGAUCUCACGAGCCAAAGUGGAAGAUUCUGGAACCUACAUGUGUGUGGCCCAGAAUCCAGCAGGUACAGCCCUGGGCAAGACCAAACUCAGGGUACAAGUGCCUCCGGUCAUCAGUUCAGACACUAAAGCCUACAUCGUUGCCCUGGAUGCAUCAGUGACCCUCCACUGUCAGUCGGAUGGGUACCCAACCCCAGCUGUUACCUGGCAUAAGGACGGGCAGUUAGUGACAGAGUCAGUGCGUCAGAGGGUUUUGAGCACAGGUUCACUCCAGAUUGCUUUUGCCCAGCCUGGAGACACGGGCAGAUACACCUGCACUGCGGCUAACGUAGCCGGCACCAGCAGUCUGGAGAUGAGUCUCACCGUGCAGAUCCCUCCUUCCAUCCGUGGUGGAGAGUCAGAGAUGUCGGUGGUGGAGAACACCCAGGCUCUUCUUUCCUGUGUGGCUGAGGGGGUCCCACAGCCCACCCUGUCCUGGGAGAAAGAGGGAACAGCUCUGACUGACACCACAGGGGAGUACACCAUCCUGCCCUCAGGGGAACUUAUCAUAGACUCUGCACAGCCUGAGGAUUCUGGGAGUUACACCUGUAUAGCCACAAACUCGGUUGGACAGGACAGUCGCACAAUCACCCUGUCCGUUCACACACACCCAGCUUUCACCGAACUCCUGGGAGAUGUGUCUCUGAACAAGGGGGAGCGCCUCCUCUUGACCUGCGGGGUCACGGGUAACCCCCUGCCAAAAAUCACGUGGGCCUUCAACAAUAACAUCGUACCAGCUCACUACGAUCAUGUUAACGGGCACAGUGAGCUGGUGAUAGAGCGCGUGAAUAAAGACGACUCGGGGACGUACUCUUGCGUGGCUGAGAACAGUGUGGGCUCCAUCAAGUCUCUGGGCUUUGUCUAUGUUAAAGAGCCCCCUAUUAUUGACGGUGACGUGCACUCCAACCGCAUCGAGCCCCUCGGUGGCAACGCCAUCCUGAACUGUGAGGUGCGGGGUGACCCCUUGCCCACCAUCCAGUGGAGUAAGAAAGGCGUCAACAUCCAGAUAAGCAACCGUAUCCGUCAGCUGGACAACGGCUCUCUGGCCAUCUACGGCACAGUGAGUGAAGAUGCAGGGAGCUACAUGUGUGUGGCCACUAAUGAUGCAGGGGUGGUGGAGAGGACAGUUACACUGACCCUACAGAGUUCUCCCAUCAUCACAGAGGAGCCGGUGGAGACAGUGGUGGACGCAGGCACUACAGUGGUGCUGAACUGCCAGGCGGAGGGGGAGCCCACACCUGUCAUCGAGUGGUCCAGACAGGGACGUCCCCUACUGGGCAACGAUCGCAUCACCACGUUGUCUAAUGGUUCUCUCCGGCUGGCCAGCGCUCAGAAGGAGGACACAGCUGAGUAUGAGUGUGUGGCCAGGAACCUGAUGGGAUCUGUGCUGGUGAGAGUACCACUCACAGUGCGUGUUCAUGGGGGGUUCUCAGAGUGGAUGGAGUGGGGGUCAUGCAGCGUGUCCUGUGGGACAGGGGUCCAGAGGAGGCUAAGACAGUGUAAUAACCCUCUCCCAGCCAACGGAGGGCGCCAUUGCACCGGUCCAGACACAGACACACGCAGCUGCCAGGGUAAACCAUGCCCAGUGGACGGUAACUGGUCAGAGUGGUCGGCGUGGGAAGAGUGUUCUCGAACCUGCGGCCAGGGGAACAGGACGAGAGUGCGUACCUGCAGUAACCCCCCAGCCCAGCACGGGGGCAGGCCGUGUGAAGGCAAGGCUGUGGAGGCCAUCAUGUGCAGCAUUAGACCCUGCCCUGUGGCAGGUAACUGGGGUGCCUGGUUGCCUUGGAGCCCUUGCAGUGAAACCUGUGGGAAGGGAAUGCAGACGAGACUUCGGCUUUGUAACAACCCACCCCCCUCCUUCGAUGGGCCUUCGUGUGAAGGCCCGGACACACAGACGCAGAUGUGCAAGGAGAGGAACUGCCCGGUGGACGGAAAAUGGUCAUCGUGGGUGAGCUGGGGGGCGUGCAGUGUGUCCUGUGGAGGCGGGACCAGACAGAGGACACGCCUCUGUGCGAGCCCCGCCCCCCAGCAUGGAGGAAGACAGUGCGAAGGAAACGACGUCCACAUUGACUUCUGCAACAGUGAACCCUGUCCCGUUCAUGGUAACUGGGGUCCAUGGAGCAGUUGGGGUAGCUGCAGCAGGACCUGUAACGGGGGCCAAAUGCGUCGCUACAGGACAUGUGACAACCCACGACCAGCCAAUGGGGGGCGAGCUUGUGCAGGCGCCGACACACAGAUCCAGAGGUGCAGCACCGCAAGCUGCCCUGUGGAUGGUAACUGGGGUCCAUGGCAACCAUGGGGCGAGUGUUCUGCCUCCUGUGGAGGGGGUGAACAGACACGAGUUAGACUCUGUAACAACCCGUCACCUUCUAACAAAGGCCGCCCCUGCCCCGGAGACUCCACCCAGUUAUCCCGAUGUAACAUCCAGGCAUGUCCAGGUGGUCCUCAGAAGGCCAGGGGAAGCAUCAUUGGUAACAUUAACGAUGUGGAGUUUGGUAUCGCCAUUCUUAAUGCCACUAUCACCAACAGUCCGUCAGGAGGGAGGGUUGUGAAAGCCACCAUCAGCAACAUACCCAGGAGUCUGGGUCCAGCGAUGAGGAAGCUGAUCUCCAUCCUAAACCCCAUCUACUGGACCACCGCACAGGAGCUGGGUGAGGCCGUCAAUGGUUACACCCUCACAGGUGGAGUCUUCAGACGAGAGACGCAGGUGGAAUUUGCCACGGGCGAGAUCCUGAGGAUGACUCAUGUUGCACGGGGUCAAGACUCUGACGGUGCUCUGCUGUUGGACAUUGUGGUGAAUGGACACCUCCUGCAGCUCCCCUCCAAGGCAGACAUCAGCAUUAAGGACUAUACAGAGGACUACAUUCAGACAGGCCCUGGUCAGCUGUAUGCCCUGUCCACCCGUAUGUUCAGCAUAGACAAAGUGAGUGUGCCGUACUCGUGGAACCACACCAUCACGUACGAGGCCUCCAAAGGCAAAAUGCCUUACCUGGUGGAGACGCUCCACGCCUCCGCCAUCAGUGCGCAAUACCACCCCCUAGAGGAGGUGCUGGACUUUGCCAUUCACGCCACCAUAGCCAAAGGUGACCGCAGUAACCAGUGUCCCAACGGGUUUGUACUGGACCCCGCUGGGCCAUACUGUGCAGAUGAGAAUGAGUGUGAGGAAGGUAACCCGUGCUCCCAUGCCUGUCAUAACGCUGUUGGCACGUACUACUGUUCCUGUCCCAGAGGCCUCACCAUCUCCGCUGAUGGGAGAACUUGUCAAGAUAUAGAUGAAUGUUCACUGGGCGGGCACAUGUGUCACGAUGGACAGGACUGCGAGAACACUAUUGGCUCGUAUCGCUGCGUGAUGCGCUGUGGGCGGGGUUUCCGUAGAACCACAGAUGGCUUGAGCUGCUCAGACAUUAAUGAAUGUCAGGAGUCUAAUCCAUGUCAUCAGCACUGUUUAAACACCAUUGGAAGUUUCCGUUGUGCUUGUGAACCAGGCUACCAGCUGAGGAAUCGACGUUGUAUCGACAUCAAUGAGUGCAGACAGAGAGUGUGUCGCUCUGACCAGCAGUGCAAAAACACCCGUGGUGGUUACAUCUGCAUUGACCUCUGCCCCACAGGCAUGACCAAAGGAGCCAACGGCACAUGCGUAGACAUUGAUGAGUGUCGCGACGGGACUCACCAGUGCAGGUAUAAUCAGAUCUGUGAGAACACCAGAGGAAGCUACCACUGUACCUGCCCCAGGGGUUAUCGAUCACAGGGUGUUGGGCGCCCCUGCCUUGAUGUAAAUGAGUGUGACAUGGUGCCCCCUCCCUGCGCCCACCAGUGUGUGAACAGCCCUGGCAGCUACAAGUGUGUUUGCCCCCCGGGCCUGCACCUGCUGGGGGACGGCAAGUCCUGUGCGGGGCUGGAGAGGUUGCCUAGCUACCAGAGCUACUCAUAUGGCUUCAGGUCCUCUCAAUCCUCCCCCCAACGCCACUACCACAGCCUGGCAUCCCAAAGAUUCCACUCCUACGCCACGGCCACCGGGGGGCGCCACAGGCCCAAUGCCUCUCCCUCACGCAACCGCAGGGAAACCCUACAGAACAAAUGUCCAGUGGGCUACCGUGCAAGCAUGGGCCGUUGCCAUGACAUUAAUGAGUGUGAGCAGAGGGACACGUGUCAACACGAAUGCAUGAACACACCCGGGAGUCACAAGUGUCUAUGUCCCAGCGGCUACCGCCUCAUGACCAACGGCAAAACAUGCCAAGAUAUUGAUGAGUGCUUGGAACAGAACAUUCAGUGUGGAGCGAACAGGAUGUGUUUCAACAUGAGGGGGAGUUACCAGUGCAUUGACACGCCCUGCCCUCCAAACUACCAGAGAGACCCCACCACAGGCUUCUGUCUGAAGAACUGCCCUCCCAACGACCUUGAGUGCGCGUUGAGUCCGUACGCGCUGGAAUACAAGCUGCUGUCCCUUCCCUUCGGCAUCGCCGCCAACCAGGACCUCAUCCGGCUGGUGGCCUACACCCAGGAGGGCGUGGUUCACCCCCGCACCUCCUUUUUACUGAUGGACGAAGACGCCACGCUGCCUUUCGCCCUGCGAGAUGAGAAUCUCAAAGGCGUACUGUUCACGACACGCCCUCUUCGUCAGCCGCACACCUACCGCAUGAGAGUACGAGCCUUGUCCUCCAGUUCGGACGGGGGCAUCGAAUACCAGACCAGCUUCAUCGUCUACAUCGCCGUCUCAGCUUAUCCCUACUGA